Molecule: messenger RNA, 306 nt
Organism: Salvia splendens (bonfire salvia)
Lineage: Eukaryota; Viridiplantae; Streptophyta; Magnoliopsida; Lamiales; Lamiaceae
Product: major allergen Pru ar 1
Exons: 2
Coding region: 1-306 (101 amino acids)
Biological process (GO): defense response; abscisic acid-activated signaling pathway
Cellular component (GO): cytoplasm; nucleus
Molecular function (GO): protein phosphatase inhibitor activity; signaling receptor activity; abscisic acid binding
Source: RefSeq, a predicted model, not a curated record
AUGGGGGACCAAAUCAAGAGUGCAAAACAUAGAACUGAUGAGAUCGAUGAAGCAAAUCGUGUGUUCAAGUACACUUUGAUCGAAGGUGGAGCCCUCAGAGAUGAUUUUGAGCUCGUCUCGUACGACAUGAAGGUUGAAGAUGGUCCAAAUGGAGGGUGUGUGUACAAGAUGACUAGCAAAUACCACACCAAAGGAGAUAAUCACAAUGUGAUUCAAGAGAAGAUCAAACAAGGACAUGAAGGAGCUAAGGCAUUCUUCCAUGCUGUUGAAGCUUACCUCCAAGCAAACCCCAACGAAUACAACUAA